AUGAGUUUCCUCUUCUUAUCACAUCAUCUAGGUUUCCUUGCAGAUGCUAUUGGUGUCUCUUUGAUGACUUGCAAGCGUAUUCAUCGGGCUGUGGGCUGGAUGACCGGCAUUCUCCUUAUUUUACACAUUAUCAUGGCCAUAGUGAUUGAGCAGAAGGCCUGGAGUCUUCGUGAGAAAUCUAACCUCUUCGCGUUUAUUGGUGCUGUGAUGAUGGCUGCGCUUCUAUUGUUAUCUUUUUCUUUCCUUCGCCGUUUCUUUUACGAGCCAUUCCUUCGACUACACCAAGCCUUAGCCACAGCUUGCGUUUAUUUUGUAUGGCAUCAUCUGCCAUCCGAGACUUUGCUGCCCCGGCUAUAUGUUUACAUUCCACUUGGCCUCAUUCUGCUUGCAAUCCUGGUCGAGCUUUGUCUUUUUAUUUUCAGGAAUGGUGUCUUCCCCUCUCGCCCCUAUUCUCGUGCCUCAAUCAGAUGUGAUCAGGUUCAACAAACACUGACGCAAGGCAAAGAGUUGAAACCACUCACGGUCAGGGUUGCACUUGCCCAACCUUUACAUAUCCAUGCGGGCCAAUACAUAAACCUCUGGAUACCCGCGGCAAGCCUCCUCUCCUGGGUUCAGACGCACCCGUUCAUGGUGACAUCUUGGUCCCCAGAAAAGCAAAGCGUCCUGGAGCUUUUUGUUCAACCUCGAAGAGGGCUCACUGAGACUAUUUAUCAUCGUACAGCCUUGGAUGGGUCUACUUCCCUGACAGCAUUUGUUACUGGGCGGUACGGAGUUAGUAAAUCCGUAGACCAUUAUGAAUGUGUCCUGGCAAUUGCGACGGAUUUCGGCAUCGCGGGGGUUAUAUCUUACCUGAAAAAGCUUCUCUACGGGUACAACACUUGUACCUCACAAGUACGUCGUGUACAUUUUGUGUGGCAAGUCCAAACAUUGGGUAAGUUCGGCCUCUGUGUUUACGGCGCAAAUCCAUGCGAUAUUUACUUUCCCAGAUAUUGCGGUUGCGGCCCAACCACUUCUGAACAGCUUGUUAAGCGAUGA
Messenger RNA from Penicillium longicatenatum, 1035 nucleotides. Its product is annotated as ferric reductase family protein. NCBI's taxonomy places the organism in Eukaryota, Fungi, Ascomycota, Eurotiomycetes, Eurotiales, Aspergillaceae. Gene Ontology annotation, biological process: iron ion transport; copper ion import; intracellular iron ion homeostasis. The transcript is spliced from 2 exons. The record is from RefSeq and is a predicted model, not a curated record. The coding region runs from base 1 to 1035 and encodes 344 amino acids. Gene Ontology annotation, molecular function: ferric-chelate reductase activity. Gene Ontology annotation, cellular component: plasma membrane.